This is a messenger RNA of Lodderomyces orthopsilosis Co 90-125, 351 nucleotides long. RefSeq lists its product as uncharacterized. NCBI's taxonomy places the organism in Eukaryota, Fungi, Ascomycota, Pichiomycetes, Serinales, Debaryomycetaceae. Bases 1 to 351 code for a protein of 116 amino acids. The record is from RefSeq and is a predicted model, not a curated record. The transcript has a single exon.
AUGGAUGAACCACUGACUUUUACCCCUUUAUCAUCAGAAAAUGACACACACCCAAUAAUCAACGACCUCCACCCAAUUGAACUCGCAGCACAUUCACUACUAACUGGUCCAUUAGAUACACUAAGUGAGAAUUUUGAACUGUUAAACCAAUCACAGAUUAUACUCUUGGCACGACUACGCGUGAUUGAAAAUCGAUUGGAAAAGUUCAAAGAAUUGGUUGAAUCGAAUAAUAUAAGUGAAAAGCAAAUGAUAGCUCAAUUUAACAAGAUUAGAGAAUUAUCCGAUCGAUUAACGAAUAGUUUGAAGCAAUUGGAUAAGAUUGAUUCUCGAAUAUCACGAAUGAAUGAAUGA